Molecule: messenger RNA, 1398 nt
Organism: Rhinichthys klamathensis goyatoka
Lineage: Eukaryota; Metazoa; Chordata; Actinopteri; Cypriniformes; Leuciscidae
Gene: scn3b
Product: sodium channel, voltage-gated, type III, beta
Exons: 6
Coding region: 43-699 (218 amino acids)
Biological process (GO): sodium ion transport; regulation of heart rate by cardiac conduction; ventricular cardiac muscle cell action potential
Cellular component (GO): voltage-gated sodium channel complex
Molecular function (GO): sodium channel regulator activity
Source: RefSeq, a predicted model, not a curated record
AGACUCAAUCUGAGACGCCGCCCUGUUAUUACAACUCCCAGCAUGGCAACUCACAUGAGGCUUGUGUUGCAUUUGUUAUUGCUGUUCCUAUUUGCUGUGCAGGAGGUCCGGCUGGUGUGUGUGGAUGUGCCAUCCAACUCAGAGGCCAUUGUAGGGCGUGUUAUGAAGUUAACCUGCAUCUACUGCAUGAAACGAGAGGAGAUCUCUGCCGAGACCAAAGUGGAGUGGUCCUACAUCAGUCCAGAUAAUGAACAAAUGCUGAUCUAUGUGUAUGACCGCCAGCCGCAGGAGCCCGAGGGCGUAGAAGUGCAGUGGAAGGGCCGCCUGACGUGGAACGGCAGCAAGGACCUGCAGGACCUCUCCAUUAGUAUCAAAAACGUCACUUUAAAUGACACUGGCAGAUACAAUUGCAAGGUGUCCCGCUUCUUUGAGUUCGAUUCAUUCAAGCAUUCUGCCACCAAGACAACCACAAUCGAUCUGGAGGUGAAAAAGGAAGCGAGUCAAGACAUCGCAGCGCUGUACUCUGAGAUCAUGAUGUAUGUGCUCCUGGUGUUCCUCACAUUCUGGUUGCUGGUGGAGAUGAUCUACUGCUAUAGGAAGAUCUCCAGAUCUGACGAACAGGCACAGGACUCUGCGACAGACUACUUAGCCAUUCCCUCUGAAAAUAAAGAAAACCCGGGCCCUGCUGUAACGGAAUAAAAGUCUUACACCAUUACGGUACUGACCAGUCUUAAUAGAAACCAUUUUAAAAUGGAGAACAGGCACUGAUAUCGUUCUAACACUCUGAAAGCUGCUUUGAGAAACCAGGAGACCUGCCAAAUCAAAUCCCUCUCGUCUUGAUAAUGUGAUGUGUGGAACAAACUCUCGACUGGUCCAUUAUCUCCCACUGUCUCAGUGGAAGGCAGCAGUAACUCGAAUCUAAUCUCAGACUGAUGAAGAUCUGUAUGUGUCUGUGUCUGUCCUCAACUUUUGCCUUAGUAGAGACACAAAUACAGCAGCCCAGAGCUGAAGAGCUAUCAUACUGCCUAUACACGCACUUUUCUUAAACAAAUGUCAAUCAUUAUCGUCAGAAUGCCCAUGUGAGCCUUUCCCUCUUUGGUAUACGCUGCUCUUACUCUUUUGAUAGAAAUAGAUGAAGUCUGGAUUCCAAUUAGACUUGGUUUUUAUUGUAGUGUUUUCUAUUCGCAUUAUAGUAUUUUGUUUUUUAUAGUGUUCUAUUUAAGAAAAGAACUUUAGAGUCACUCAGAUUUGCCACUUUGCAAUCAAUAAUAAGUGAAACUGUGGCAGGUAAACUGCAGUAAUGAGGACAUACUGUGUACAGCAGUGAAAGCUCUUUGUGUGACUGAACACAUGCUGUCAUCUGCGUUUACAUUGGUUAUUGCAGACAUUCUUGCAGCA